Molecule: messenger RNA, 2272 nt
Organism: Octopus sinensis (East Asian common octopus)
Lineage: Eukaryota; Metazoa; Mollusca; Cephalopoda; Octopoda; Octopodidae
Product: zinc finger protein 239-like
Exons: 3
Coding region: 487-1518 (343 amino acids)
Biological process (GO): regulation of transcription by RNA polymerase II
Cellular component (GO): nucleus
Molecular function (GO): DNA-binding transcription activator activity, RNA polymerase II-specific; RNA polymerase II cis-regulatory region sequence-specific DNA binding
Source: RefSeq, a predicted model, not a curated record
AAUUGUCAACGACACCGCCUCUAAUAGUGUGUUACUAAUUAGUUCAGCUGAUUUAAUUGUUUGAAGUGUAAUAAUUAUCUGCUAUUAACGAGAACGUUCGUGUUUGUGGAUCAUGCAGUGAGACUUUGUGUUUCGGAGGCGUUGUUCCAUCACCAUCAUCGUGGCUGUUUCUUUUCAUCACAAACUGGGUUAAUUGAUUAUUAAUUGGUUAUUUCCUAAUUUUAUGGGACAGAGGAAAUGAGUUUUUAUUCACCAACAAAUGGGUGAACAAUUUCCCUGAACUAUCUUCAAUUUACAUUUCUAACAUUCUACUGGUAAGUAGAAAAAAAAACCUAUCUACACUAUCUACACUGCAUUAUUCUCCACACUUUGUAUAUAAAUUAAAUCCCCCGUCGUAUCUGGGACAAGGAAUUGAGCCAUAAUAGAUUAUAUAUACUUAACAGACGUUUCUGAGCUUUUAAGAAUUCCAUUCCCCCAGGAAUUGAUAUGGAGAACAUUAAUUACUUGGACACUUCUAACACAAUUAUUUUCAACAAUAUAGAUACAGUAAUACAGACAGGCGGAGACGAAGAACCCGAGCAGAAAGUUUUUCCUGAAUAUCACAGUGAUAUUUAUAAGGAGGCGUUCUCCUCCGAACAGGAAGUCUUUUCACAUAAAGAAAUACACAGCAAGGAAAGACUUUAUCUCUGUGAAAUCUGCGGGAAGUCUUUCGUUUCAAACAGUAAUUUAAUAAAACAUAAACGGGUUCAUACUGGAGAAAAACCUUAUUACUGUGAAAUGUGCGGGAAAUCAUUCUCUAAUAAUUCCAACCUCGUUGUUCAUAUACGUUGUCACACCGGAGAGAAACCAUACAGUUGUGAAAUAUGCGGGAAGUAUUUUCUCAAGAACAGUUACUUAGCAAUACAUCAGAGGAUUCAUACGGGAGAGAAACCCUUCCACUGCGAAAUAUGUGGGGAAAAUUUUAGCCACGAUUCUAGUCUUGUCGUUCAUAAACGAAUUCAUACUGGGGAAAAGCCCUACCAUUGUGAAGUCUGCGGGAAAUAUUUCGUCUCGAACAGUCGCUUGACCAUCCACAAAAAAGUCCAUACCGGAGAAAAACGGUCUCACUGUGAAAUAUGCGGCAAGAAUUUUUCUGAUAAUUUUUGCCUUGAAGUUCACAUACGUAAUCACACGGGAGAGAAACCAUAUCAUUGUGAAAUAUGCGGCAAAUCUUUCGUCAGUAACACUCAGUUGACACGACACAGAAGAACUCAUACCGGGGAGAAACCAUAUCACUGUAAAAUUUGUGGGAGAUCGUUCUCUGAUAAUUCUCAUCUUGUUGUUCACAUACGCAGACACACCGGGGAGAAACCGUAUUCUUGUGAAAUAUGCGAAAAAUCUUUUGCCUCUAGCAGUGACUUAACAAAACAUAAUCGAAUUCACACUGGAGAGAAACCUUACAACUGCGAAGCAUGUUGGAAAUGCUUUGCUUCUAACAGUGACUUAGCAAAGCAUAGAAAAACGCAUUUUGCAAAAUAGAGCUGUUUUUGUUGAUAAAAUAUCUGAGAAUGCAUAGAGGCGGAAUUCUGGUUUGAGCACUCCAUAUAAUCCAUCAUUACUUAUAUAUUUCAUGGAAUUUUCAGAUAAGUUUUUCGAAUUUGUGUUCUACACACAGUAAUUCAUAUAAUUAUGUAAAAAAAUAAAAACAUUUGUAUGUGAUUUAAGGACAAUUCAAACUGUCAUUUUUAACACAUCCCACGACCACCAGAUACCUUCCUUGUUUCUUUGUCUCUCUGACAUGCAUUGAUGCUUUUCAAUAUUCUUCUCCCACUAAACACAUUUAAUGGAAUGAUGAUGUACCUAAGGGUGGCCCAUUGCUGGGAUUUGAACUGUCCAUAUUUUAAACUCUUCUGCCCAUAUAUUAAUUAUAAUCCCUCAUGUAAAUGUGAUCUCAAUAUUUCUGAUGAGGCAUCACCUUGUAGAUGUGGAAUCUGUGGAAAACUAUUCUCACUCAAAAUCUAUCAUGUUAAACAGAAGCAAGUGUAUCCAGGAUCUAAAUAUUGUGAUUUUGUUGAGGCCUUAAACAUUAAAAGUGAUACUUUUUUUAUUAUUGUUAUGUGAAUGAAUCUGAUCAACUUAAUUUUUAUACUGAUAUUACAGCAAUCAUUGUAAUUUGCAUGUUUACAGGUGCUCAAGACAAUCUGCUCUAGGGCAAAGACAGUUUAAUGGUGUGAUGCUUGGAUAAUGUUGAGUAUUUGAGUUACUAUGUUGAAGUUGGUUAAAAAGUAUUCAA